Molecule: messenger RNA, 162 nt
Organism: Linum tenue
Lineage: Eukaryota; Viridiplantae; Streptophyta; Magnoliopsida; Malpighiales; Linaceae
Source: the annotation of a GenBank genome assembly
AUGUGGAUUUCGGGUUUGGAAAACCCGAGAGCGUGCGGAGCGGGUCGAAUAACCGGUUCGACGGGAUGGUGUUUUUGUAUCGGGGGAAGGAAGGUGGGUUUGAUGUGGAGAUUAGCUUGGAGAGUGGGGCUGAAACCCUUUAUAGGUAAUUACUUGAAGUAA